Messenger RNA from Cordyceps fumosorosea ARSEF 2679, 1902 nucleotides. Its product is annotated as Flavoprotein transmembrane component. The transcript is spliced from 3 exons. Lineage: Eukaryota; Fungi; Ascomycota; Sordariomycetes; Hypocreales; Cordycipitaceae. Gene Ontology annotation, molecular function: ferric-chelate reductase activity. The coding region runs from base 1 to 1902 and encodes 633 amino acids. Gene Ontology annotation, biological process: copper ion import; intracellular iron ion homeostasis; iron ion transport. Gene Ontology annotation, cellular component: plasma membrane. The record is from RefSeq and is a predicted model, not a curated record.
AUGCAUAUGGACCACGGCCCGCCCAAGGCGUGGUAUCAACCACUGCUGAAGCAGCCCGUCCUGCUUCAUAGCUCCCGCGAUGCCGGGACCUGCACCAUGACCGAUGAGCAGUGCGCCUAUAAGACGAGAUAUUGGGUAUUUUGGUACAACGCCGACCACGUCUUCGCCCUUCCCACCGUCUACUUCUUCAUCGCCGCCAUUCUCGUCUUCAGCCUCUGCCGCGCCCUCAUCACAUACGCCACGUCCCGGCGCCCCCCCUCCCCUUCCUCCUCCUCUUCCUCCUCCCUACCACUAUGGAACCGCGCCGUCGCCGGCCUCCGCUUCUUCGCCUACAAGACCUGGCGCAUCGGCCGCCUCGACCGCAACUCCCAGUCCCUCGGCGCCUACAUCCUCCUCGGCCUCGGGUUCGCCUUCUUCGCCGGCAUGACCCUCGGUCCCCAGCCCUACUACUGGCCCACCGACGCCAAGUACGGCAGCUCGCCGCCCAUCGCCACCCGCGCCGGCUGGAUGGCCCUCGCCUGCAUGCCCUUCGUCCUCGCCUUCAGCGCAAAGGCCAACGUCGUCACGCUGCUGACGGGCGUCUCCCACGAGAAGCUCAACGUCUGGCACGGAUGGGUCAGCUGGGCCAUGUUCGUCCUCGCCCUCGUCCACACCUUCCCCUUCAUCAUCUACCAGAAGGAGGUCGUCCAGCAGCUGCAAAAGACCUUUGUCACCGGCGGCGUCUGGCUCACCGGCGUCAUAGCCCUAGUCGCGCAAGCGUGGCUGACCUUUAUGUCCAUCUCGUGGAUCCGAAACAAGUUUUACGAAUUCUUCAAGGCCGCGCACUUCUUCUUCGCCAUCGUCUUCGUCGUCUUCUUCUUUCUCCACUGCGGCUUCCGCCUGUCCUCCUGGGACUACUUCAUCGCCGGCGGCUCCCUGUACAUCGCCAGCCUGCUCUUCGCCUUCGUCAAGACGUACUUUGUCCACGGCGUCCGCCACGAAGCCGAGAUCCGCUACCAGACGCCGCUCUCCCUGCGCAUCUCCUUCGCCUCCAAGGCCAGCUGGAAGGCCGGCGAGCACGUCUUCCUGCGCUUCAUCGCCUGCGGCGCCCACGCCCUGACCGCCCACCCGCUCACCGUCUGCUCCCUGCCCGGCCGGGCCAAAGGGCGCGAGGGCGGCGAGAUGGUCUUCUUCGUGCAGCCGCGCGGCGGCCUCACGGGGCGCCUCGCCGCGCUGGCCCGCGCCCGCCCGGACAAGACCAUCCCGGUGCUGAUCGAGGGGCCCUACGGCGGCAUGUCCGCGCGGUGGCACCGGGGCUUCCGCCGCACGGUGCUCAUCGCCGGCGGGUCAUGUUGCGGCUUCACGCUGGCCCUGAUCGAGGCUUGGCUGCGCGACGGCGAGGGGGCGCCCGACGGCGAGGAGCGCCAGCUCGAGCUCGUUCUGACGACCCGCGACCCGGAGAUGCGCGCCUGGUACAUGGAGGAGCUGCAGCGCCUCGCCGAGCGCCAGUCCCUCACGGGCUCGACGAGGCUGCCCGGCGUUACCAUGACGUUCUGCGAGACGCACGACAACGACCGGGCCGUCGCGAGCAGCAAGCCGGCCGCGGCCUCGUCCUCUGAGGAAGAGAGCAAGCCGGCCACCCCCGUCGACGAAGAGAAGGCCCUGGCCGUCGGGAGCGUGCGGCCGGCGACGGACAGCGUUGCCUCGCUGUUUGGGUUCUCCUUCUCGCGCGGACGGCCCGAUAGCAAAGCCAUUGUCGAUCGCCACACGUCGGUUGCUGGUGUCACCGUCGGCGUGGCGGUUUGCGGCCCGGCGAGCUUGGUUCAUGACGUCGGCGCUGCGGCGGCAGAGGCACAGCUCCGCAUCCUUCGGGGUCGGCCGGGUGCCACCGAGGUGUACCUGCAUAAGGAGGUGUUUUCGUAA